AAUAAACAUCAACAAAAAACAUUUUAAACAGAAUUAUCGUAAUUAAUAGUCAACAAAAAGUACAUAGUGAUUAUUUCUUUCAAUAUUAUUUUAAUCUGAAAUACAAGUGCAUAAAAAUGAAAAGUGAUUUCGAGAAAGAAAGUACAAGCAAUAUUUUAAAAAAAUAUGGCAUAUUUUUCAAGAUGCAGUAUCAGGUUUUGGCAUUCAAUUGCAAUAAUGAAAUACUAGAUGAUAAUAAAACAUUUUUGCCGAUUCAAUUACUCAUGAGUCCACACGAGCUCGUACCAAUUACUGAGUUAGUAGUAUCGGAUAACACAUUUAUGACUAAAGUUUUGAGUGUGUUUACUUCCUUAUGUGUUGAAGUAAAUAACUUGAAAGAGGAAGCCUUUGAAAAGUAUUUUAUCUACUUGGCUGCUUAUGAAAAAUAUGAAACAGAAGAUGUGAGUUCCCAGAUGGAAAUGAUAUGCUUACUCUGCGCAUUUAUCAUUCGAUGUGAUGAAACUUUAAGAAACAUGUGCAACCAAGUUUUUGCUUUGUUUUCCGAUGGAACUGUUAAUCUCAAUUGCAUUCAACUACACUAUAUCAUCAACCACAUUGGAGAGAUAUUUACUAUUCUUGUCUUACUUGAAAUACUGAUAGCCAAUACUUCAAUGCCCACAAAUUGGAAUAAAUUUUGCAAAACAUUAAAAACAUACCAUAACAAGAACUCGGCAGCUUUAGAUAUUACUGAAGAGAAAUUUAAUGCAAUGAUGGGGGCUAUUAAUAACAUCACAGUCAAAAUAAUGAAUGAUGAUAUUGUACAAAAAUCAUUACAAAGUGUAUCACUAUUGAGAAAGAACUUGAUUGACAAGAAUUGUUCUAUGAUAGCAACAGAGUUUUCACACUACCUUAAACAGGGAAUUAUAAAUUUGGACAAACUUGUACAGGAACAACCCAAUGUUCGAAAUAUGUACAAAUGUAUUAAAAUUAAUAGUUUAUUUGUAUUGUCUUCACAAUUGUUUGGUAAUGUAGACAAGAAGAUAUUUAAGUCAUUAGUGGAAUUGAACACAAAGGCACACAGUGUUCAUGUGAUUGGAACAACUAUGUGGUAUCCUGAGCAAUUUCUACAGAAACAUGCCCCUGCACUUUGUGCAAAACAGGAAAAAUUAUCACAAACUAUGUUGAAAACACGGCAAUCGUAUAUCAAUAUGAAAAAAACUAGCCUAUCUCGUGAUAUAAUUAAUCUUCAAAUAGUAUGUGGUCAAUGGGUGUUAAAUAUUGAAGAUUUCUUUUCUGCUGAUCAUCAUAGGCUUAGUGCUGCUGAAAUGAAUUUACAUUCCAGAACUCUUUUAAAUGGCUUGGACCUAGCAUCCAGAAUCAAUCAUGAAGUUUUGACAUUGAUAAAUUUACAUCUUUCCCUUGGGAUACCUCUUCCAAAGAGUAUGUUAAUGUUGGUAUUUGAGAUAAUCAAUAUUUUAAAAUCAAUGCUGAAUGCAAUAUCACGGCAUAGAAGCCAAAUAAUUUUAUCUAUCAAUAUGGUCAUUCAACAUUUUGUAUUCCAAGCAACAUCAACAAUAUUAGAAGUAAAGAAAUUAUUAGUUUCAGACAAGAAUUUCGCAAAUAAAAGAUUGGAUGAACUUACAUGCAUCGUUAUUGCAGAAAAAGCACUUCGUGGCGUAGCUACAAUUGAACGAAAUGUAGUAGCUAACACAGCACUGAGCUUUAUACCUGAAAGUACUUAUUUAGAAGACAGCUAUGUAAAGCUUGGUUUGUUGUUAGAGAAUGUUCAAACAUUGACAAACUUGAUGAAAUCAAUGGAAAGUUUUUGCAAUUGCUCUUGGCUGUUCUGGCAUCAGAACAUAUUUCCAAUUUACUUUGAUCAAAACUUUUCUAUGCAAUUGAGUACUUUAAAAUUAAAAUACUUCUUAAUGGCCUUAGAAGACUGUACGGUGCUAUUACAUAAAACAGAUAAAUUAUUUGAUAGUAAUAUAAAAGAAGAUUUUAUGGAAACAGUUAAAAAGUACAUGGAACAAAAAUUUAUCAAAGGUGCAAGUCAGAAUAUUGAAACAAAUUUACGAUUGCAUAUACAUUCACAUCUUCAACUUGAUGUAAUCAAUCCAUUUACUUUUGAAAUGGUAAAAAAAUUGCUUCUAGCAAUUAAUACUUUUAGAGUUCAGUACAUUUACAUGUGUGUUGUGCCAUCAGUUGAACACUAUCUUUCAACAAUGUUCUACAACCUAACUACCGUUGUAUUAUCAGAUUGGAAAACUUAUGGUGAAAUGAGACAAAUGGCGAGACUAAAAUUCAAUUUAAAAACGGUUCAAGAUAAUCUCCCAACUCAGACUCUGGAGCAGGGCCUAGAUAUACUAGAGAUUAUGCGCAACAUUCAUAUAUUCGUUUCGAAGUAUCUUUACAAUCUAAACAAUCAAAUAUUUAUUGAAAGAAGCAGCAACAAUAAACACUUGAGCUCAAUUAACAUUCGACAUGUCGCCAAUUCUAUACGGACUCAUGGUACUGGGAUAAUGAACACAACAGUGAAUUUUACAUACCAGUUUUUAAAAAAGAAGUUCUUUACAUUUUCUCAGUUCAUGUAUGAUGAACAUAUAAAAUCCAGGUUAAUUAAAGAUCUUAGAAUCUUCAAAGAAACCACUGAUGGAAACUACAGCUACAUGUAUCCAUUUAAAAAUGCAGAAAGAUUUAACAAGGGUAUAAAGGUGUUGGGACUUUCAGAGGAUGGACAGAGUUACUUAGAUCUGUUUCGAGAUCUUAUUAGUCAAAUUGGAAACGCCAUGGGAUAUGUUAGGAUGAUUAGGUCAGGCGGCCGACAUUGCUGUUCGGAUGCGACUGUUUUCCUGCCAAAUCUGGAAGAUGUUGUUAAUUUCAAAGAACUAUGCCAAAAAGAGGCUCUUGGGCCCCAGACUGUUCAAUCAGCGGAAAUUCUAGAUCAGAACACAAACGACCUUAUUUCCAACUUUAUUCAAGGAACUGAAUAUUUCAAGCUGCUGGUAGACGUGUUCUCACCCGUUUUCCGAAAUCCUAAGAAUGUUCAUUUGAAGAAUUUUUAUAUUAUUGUUCCUCCAUUGACACUUAAUUUUGUGGAACAUCUAAUCUUGUCGAAAGAUAAAAUGUCGAAAAAGAAUAAAAUAGGAGCUGCUUUUACUGAUGAUGGUUUUGCUAUGGGAAUUGCUUACAUACUGAAAUUACUAGAUCAGGAUUCUAAUUUUGAAUCUCUACACUGGUUUGAAUCAGUAUGGAAACACAUUGAUGACGAAAGAAAGUUACUAGAAGAACAGAAAAACAAAGGAACCAUUCAAUUACAACAAGCCUUAGCAUUGACCGAGAAGAAAAUAAAAACAUUAGAAGAAGAGUACAAACUCCUCUAUUACAGUCUUACAAGUGCCAGAAUAUUUUUUCGUUAAAUUAUUUAAAGUCGGCGAUGAGUGUUGAAGUCUACUCUAUUUAAACUAUUAAUAGGCAUAUGCUGGGUUAAGUCCGGACGAAAUCGUGAGCACUAUAGCUGAGACGGCUUAACUGAAGCGUUCGUUUGGAGAUCCACGCUGCACCAUCUUGACAAUAGGGAUUCAAACAAACGUUGCUGAUUUUGAUUGAAAAGUGUUGUCAUUCUUGUUCAAUUUAAAAAUCAACAAAUGAACUCUUAUAAAAAAAGCUACGGAAAUAUUUAUCUAAUAUAAUAACAUAUUGAGUUUAAUAAGGACCAAAAAAACAUUAUUUCUUGAAGGUAUUUUCGGUUAAUAAAUAAUAAUUUAAUUAAGUAACAGUGACUCAACGAUUUCUGUUACAACUGUUGCUCAGGCUAUUCUAAUUUCUAUAUAUAUAUAUUUAUUGCUUUGUUGGACGGACGAGCUCACAGCCCACCUGAUGUUAAGUGGUUACUGGAGCCCUUGGACAUCUACAACGUAAAUGCGCCACCCACCUCGAGAUAUAAGUUCUAAGGUCUCAGUAUAGUUACAACGGCUACCCCACCCUUCGAACCGAUAUAUUUGUAAUGUCAUGAGGUAAACUCUAAUGAGAUAUUAUUAUCUUACACUGUAAUUGUAGAGUAGAAGGAGGUGUUUAAUACAUGGACCACUGUGGUGCGUCAUUUAUGGUUUACGUCAUCACAUUACAAUAGCAAAAUUUCAAAAUAUAUAAAGAAAUUCCAAAAAGUAUUGCACUCACAUUUUAUAAUUAUCAUCUUUAAAUGCUUUUAGAUUGUUUUUUGUCACAUACUGCAAAUAUUAAUCUAAUAUAUCUGAAUUGUAAAAUAAUAUCUAAAAUAGUGUGCCGAAUUUCCAACAAUAUAUUUUAUCAAUUUAUUGCGACCUACUUGUUAUAUUUCGAACAGUCAACUUCAGAUUUUACUCUACUUACUAGUUUACAUGUUCAUUUACUUUACUUAUUAGGGCAAACUAAGAAAUAUAUUUAUCCAGAAUUCA
Molecule: messenger RNA, 4415 nt
Organism: Bombyx mandarina (wild silkworm)
Lineage: Eukaryota; Metazoa; Arthropoda; Insecta; Lepidoptera; Bombycidae
Gene: SWIP
Product: strumpellin and WASH-interacting protein
Biological process (GO): endosomal transport; endosome organization
Cellular component (GO): WASH complex; endosome
Source: RefSeq, a predicted model, not a curated record